AUCGCAUAUACACUGCAAGUACGCGUCUCCGCGUUCCUCGCCCUGCUUAUGAUCCUUGAUGGAAACUCAUACCUAUACCACAUGGGCGCCCGGCGACCAACACAAUCGUCCUCAAGCCUUCAGACCUAUGCCUCCGACGUGAACUUGCAUGUGCUCUACCAGGCUUUGGCUGCCGUGCUCCAAACGUCGUGGUCGCUCAAUUUGUACGCUAUGCUGUGUGCCCGGCGCGAGCGAAGACGUGGAGGCGGCGCAAGUGCGCGGCGGCCAAACUGCCGGGAAGAGGCGCAAUCAAGUGGGCGAAUCCGCCAGAUCCGACUGGGCCGCGUAUCGCUCGGAAAUGAGCUUGGCCAGGGGCUGGACGAGGAACGCGCGGGUGUAGCCUCAGAAGGACGAGGCGAGGGGCGAUACGCAGCCUUGGCCGUCCAGAUGCACAUGAGGGACGGUGCAUGUGACACGCCAGGGCACUUGUGCCAGGAAUGA
Postia placenta MAD-698-R-SB12 is the source of this 480-nucleotide messenger RNA. RefSeq lists its product as hypothetical. The transcript is spliced from 5 exons. The annotation marks the transcript as partial. The record is from RefSeq and is a predicted model, not a curated record. NCBI's taxonomy places the organism in Eukaryota, Fungi, Basidiomycota, Agaricomycetes, Polyporales, Adustoporiaceae.